AUGGCCCCUCCCAACUGCAACGCGAUGGCCCUCGUCAUCAUCCCUCUCGCCCCCGGCAAAGCGGACGACGCGAUCGCGCUGUUCAAGGACCACGAGAUGGGAUUGAAGUACACCCUCUCUCAGAAGGGCGCGGUUGAUUUUGACAUCGGCGUUCAGACCGCGGAGGACGGCUCGCAGACCAUGUACAUCUUCGAGCACUGGCACGAGGAGGCGGACUACGCCGCGUACGUCGCGACGCGCGGGGACAAGGAGCUCAUGAAGGAGUGGGACGCCGCGUUCGGGCCGUGCGUCGCGGGGCCGCCGACGAUCAAGUGGUUCCCGAGGAAGUUCUCCGUGUCCAACGGCGCGGCGACGUGGUGA
This is a messenger RNA of Micromonas pusilla CCMP1545, 360 nucleotides long. RefSeq lists its product as uncharacterized. Bases 1 to 360 code for a protein of 119 amino acids. Lineage: Eukaryota; Viridiplantae; Chlorophyta; Mamiellophyceae; Mamiellales; Mamiellaceae. The transcript is spliced from 2 exons. The record is from RefSeq and is a predicted model, not a curated record.